This is a messenger RNA of Blepharisma stoltei, 2310 nucleotides long. The record is from the annotation of a GenBank genome assembly. Lineage: Eukaryota; Ciliophora; Heterotrichea; Heterotrichida; Blepharismidae.
AUGUCCUCUUCAUUUACAGUCAGUCCACAACCAGAAAGCCGCUUUCGUCCUCGCAGUUUGACUCCGAUGGUGAACUUUUCUCGUAAAACUCCAGACCCUGGGCAAUCUGUGAUAGCAGAUUUUUACCAAAAUGCAUACAUUGUUCCAAAAUCUAAACUUAUCGCUUUAUCUCCUCAAACUGCCCCUGUCACUUCCCAAGACUCUGACACAACCUCUAAAUCAGCUUUAAUACACCGUGUGUCAGAUCUUGAAAGGCAGCAUCGUCAAGACAAAGCAAGGAUUGAAAACUUGGAAAAACAAGUAAUUGAACUGACUAUGAAAUACGAAGAAAUGAAAGCUGCCAAUAAAAUGCUUUUAGAGCAAAAAAGCUGCAACGGCGGGGAAGUCCACGCUCUGUAUCAGGACCUUUUCCUGACUGAUUUAAAGCAACAAAUGAAUGAAAAAACACAAGAAGCGGCAAAAAUCAGGUCAAAACAAGUCCAAACUAUGAAAGAGCUAGAAAGUUUGAAGCGGGACAAUUUUCAGUAUCAAGCCACCUUGAAAAGGUAUAGAACAUUGCUAGCAGAUGCUCUAAAAAAGCCUCCUAUGGACUUUGCAGACUCAUCAUCAUUUCUUAGUGCAAUAGAGAGUGAUGCAAGCAGUCGCAAGCAAGGAUCAAGCUCAAAUAGAAGAUUCCAGCAUCUUCUAGCUCAAGACAGUCGGGCAAGCUCUCCAGUCGGUUUAAAGCUAAGCCUAGUUUCUCUAUCAAAACUAGAAAAACUCGUACAUGUCUUGAGUGCGCUGAAUAAAGCUCAGACAGUGCUUGAUAUCUGCAAAAUCAUAUCUAGGGGCUCAAAGUCUUUAACAAAAUCACAGAAACUGACCCUUUUCCUUAUAGGGAGCAAAAUAAAAGACGACUAUAUAAAAUGCUUUGAAAAAACGCCUGACUUUAUAGGCCGAGUUCGGGUAGGAAAUGAAUGGAUAAUGCUACAUACUCACGAUAAUGCAGACCAAGAAGAACCAAUUUUCCGCAAACUUGAUGAUUUAAAGUUUUCAUCAAGAGAGCAUGAUUCUCUUGUGGUGCCUAUUCUUAUAGAAGACCAGCUUUCUUUUGCAGUUCAAUGCCAAGACAAAGUUGCCAAAGAUAAAAAAAAAUCCUUUACUGCUGCUGAUGAAGUCAUAAUAAAAAUAAUAGGAAUUUCAGUUGCUUCAAGAAUAAACACUAUAUGGGCUAUGAGAGACCUGCACAUAGAAUUCCAAAAAGCUACACAAAUAGCAAAUAUUGCUUCAGAAAUCGUUUUGGCGAAGAACCAUAAAGAUAUAGCAAAUAGACUAAGAAAAGUGCUCGCUGGGUACUGUAAUUUUGAAGUGGCUGGGAUAGUAUUUUUAGAUUCUACAACAAAGGAGUUUUUUGUAAUGGUGCACGACCCAAAUGCUGAAGAAUUUUAUAGUGAGGGAGUUUUAAGGUUUCCGAUGACAAUGGGGAUUACUAGUGAAGCAUUGAAAAAAGGGGGUGUGAUGCCAGUUCCAAAUCCAAGACUUUUGGCUUGCUAUAAUCCUCAAAUUGAUAACGUAGCUGGAGCUAGAGAGGUCAGAAAUAUUCUGUUUGGGGCAGUUAAAGACUAUAGGGGAAACUCAGCAGCUGUAGUUCAGUUGAUAAACAAAAAAGACAAUGAAAUAUCUGAAAAGGACUGCAAAACACUGGAAUCGCUGCUAGGAAUGCUUGGAGGCUGCGUUUCUGCAGCUAAUAUUACUAUCGAGCAGUUUUCCUACCCCCCCCCCCCCCCUCCGUGAGCGAACAAAAAAAUUUUGUUCGCUCACGGAGGGGGGUUAUUUUUUUUUUUAAAAAAAAUUUAUAUAUAAAUUUUUAUAAAAAAUAUUUUUUUUCGAAAUUUAAAAAAAAAUCCUAAUUUGCAAAAAUGGGAAGCAAAUAUUAAUUUAAUUUGCAAAAUUUAUGUUUUAAAACGCAAUUUGUUUAAAAUUUAACAGAAUUAGCUCUAGAUUUCAUUAUACUAAUUAUCACUUAUAUAUCAAAAUUUUUUUCCAUUAAAAUUUUUUCUAUUAAAAAAAUUUUUGUUCACUCACGGAGGGUGGGUUUUUGGUCAAAAAAUGGCGAUUUUUCUAAUGGUUUUGUUCGCUCACGGAGGGGGGGGGGAGUUAACAAUUGAAGCUAAAAGAGGCAUAGAAAAAGUUGUGGAAAGUCUUGCAAUGUCGGAUUUAGGGUUGGUGGGGACAGAUACAGAGAUAUCAUCUAUGUUCAACCAAAUGAUGAUGCUUAGACAUCAGCUCUCUGAGUGGUCAAAGUCAAGAAAAAUGAAUGUAAUACAAUAA